Porites evermanni is the source of this 1402-nucleotide messenger RNA. NCBI's taxonomy places the organism in Eukaryota, Metazoa, Cnidaria, Anthozoa, Scleractinia, Poritidae. The record is from the annotation of a GenBank genome assembly.
AUGGAUCCUCAUAUUCGCGCACUGAUGGGGGACGGAUUGGACCAGGUUUUAGUACAAGAAGACAAGAACAUUGGUAAGUGUCCUAAAUAAGAAAGUUUGCGCGGGUUAGUUACGCGGUGAAAUGUAUUUUAGAGUGAAAGUCGGUUUACGCAUCUGUGAUUUUAUUUAGUCAUGUUAGCGGUGAAUUGUAAGCGAAUAUGUUUAAACCAAAAACCGAGCGAGAAUGAUCUGUGAUUUUAUUGAGUUGAGUUAGCAAAGAAUUAUAAGUGAAUUGAUAAUCCUACGGUGAAACGGAAAUUAUAGAGCGGUUCAAUGACUACGAAUUAUAAGAGCGAAUUUGUGUGACAACGAUUAGCGGUGAAUUGUAAGCGAAGCGAUCAAUUUGUUUUGGUUAAAAUGGAAUUAUUUUCCGAAGUCUAGAGAAAUUUAAGUUAUUUCCACGGUCGAAAGUAAUUUUGCAAAGUCAGCAGAGAAUUAUAAGCAGAGGUAAAUUUGCUUUUCUUAAAAUUGAUAGGCGAAGGAUCAAUGUAGUUUCUAUAUUUAACAAAGGACUGGAUAUGCGAACGUCGUAGAAAACAAAAACAACAUAAUCACUUAGUUUAAUCAAGAGUAAAAAAUUAAGACAAAAUUUUUUCGUUUUCAGACUUGUUGACCGAUAAUGAAGAUAAGAUUUAUUUGGCUGCCUAUCGGAGGUUUGAACAGCGAGGAGGAAAUCCCAUUUUUAGAGCUGAAUUUGCACCUGCAGGUCGAGGUCGUGUUUUUCGAGGAUUUAGUGGUGCAGAGACAGUAUCGGUUGAAUUUUGAGCAACUGCGAGACGCGGAUGGCGAAGGACUCGGUGAGGCGCUGAUGGAGGUAGUUAUGCAAGGUUUGAGGCAGGUUGUAACGAAUAAAGGCAUUGAGGUAGCCGAUUAUUUGAUUAUGGCGGUUCAUUCGAAUUCAUUUCAGCAUGUAUGGCAGCAAUCCCUGAAAAAUAUUCCCCUGGCUGAAUGGUUGAGUAAUAGUGAAUUUACACAAGCAUGGAUGGAACAAUUAGCGAAACGUUUGAAUUCAGGGGAGGUCAUGAAUGUACAGCAGGACGGGUUUUUUGUGGAGUUAACGUUUUUUCGAAGGUUAGGUCGUGGCGGUAAAAAUGGUGGCAAGAAAGGUAGUCCAGGUCGAAUGGCGUGAGAAAAAAUGGUUGAGAAGAAACAAUGUGUGAUUCACAUCAAGAAUCAAGAUGACCUCUGCUGCGCCAGAGCCAUCGUCACGAUGAGAAAAUGGUGUAACCGUAACGAAGCAGGAAAUCGGUGGAGCAGUUUAAGACGGGGUCGUCCACAGCUAGGAUUUUUAGCCAUGGAGUUGCAUCGAGAGGCAGGGGUACCAGAGGGUACGUGCGGCUACGCAGAACUCGAAAAGUUUUAA